This is a messenger RNA of Oldenlandia corymbosa var. corymbosa, 1394 nucleotides long. The record is from the annotation of a GenBank genome assembly. Lineage: Eukaryota; Viridiplantae; Streptophyta; Magnoliopsida; Gentianales; Rubiaceae.
GGCUUUUAAAUUUGUGAGAGUUAUAACUAUAAAGGUCAGCUCUUCCAAGUACACACAAACGAACUCAUUUUCCAGUUGCAUUGUUAUUUUUUGCAAUUUACUCUUUCUGAUCUCUCUGUUUUAUCCGAUCAUUAAGAAAAGAAAAUGGCUUCAAGUUCAGAAAUUGAACGUGAUGCUCCGCCAUACAUAAGGUCAUAUAAAGAUGGAACCAUAGAAAGGCUGGUGGGCUUUGCCGUCGCGCCGGCCGGUUUAGACCCACAAACCGGCGUUACGUCGAAGGAUGUGGUAGCCAUUCCGGAAACCGGCGUGAUUGUCAGGCUCUACCGGCCAUCCAAUCUCGAAACCGGAACCGAAAAGCUUCCUUUGGUGGUUUAUUUCCACGGCGGAGCAUUUUGCAUCUCCUCUGCCUUUGACCCUUUCUACCACGGCAGCCUUAACCGGCUCGCAGCAGAGGCAAAAGCCAUUGUUGCCGGAGUUAACUUCAGGAAUGCGCCGGAGCAUCCACUUCCGACAGCUUAUGAAGAUUCAUGGGAUGUGCUCCAAUGGGUCGGUUCACAUAGUUCCGGUACCGGGUCGGAGGAUUGGCUGAAUGAAAACGUUGACUUCAGCAAAGUGUUCUUGUCAGGCGAUAGUGCUGGUGCUAAUAUUUCUCAUCAUCUGGCAAUCAGGGCUGGAAAAUCAGACCCGAAAUUUGGACUUGGGUUUAAAGGAAUCGUUAUGAUACAUCCAUAUUUCUGGGGAAAAGAACCAAUUGGAGUUGAGAUUACAGAUCCGGUGAGGAAAUCCAUGGUUGACAACUGGUGGUUAUUCGUUUGUCCGUCAGAUAAAGGCUGCGAUGAUCCUUUGAUUAAUCCGUUUCUUUAUGGGAUUGAAGAGGAACUUCCAUGGUUGGCUUGUGGGAGGAUUCUUAUAUUUGUUGCUGGAAAUGACAUUUUAGUGGAAAGAGGAAGAAAGUAUUCCGAGUACUUGGUACAGAGUCGUUGGCAGGGGAAAGCAGAGAUAGUGGAAACGCCAGGGGAGGAUCAUGAUUUCCAUAUAUUUGCUCCGGAUACUGAUAAUGCUCGCGGGUUGAUCAAGAAAUGGGCUUCUUUUGUUAACGAGGUUUAAGCAUAAGUCUGUAAAUAUAAUGCAGGGAUUCACAUCGUGUUUCAGAACUUUCAGAUGUUUUCCUUUUCAAUCUUUGGAGUUAUGGCGUGAAUAAUGUUGUGCUUGAACGAAUAGUUUGUGUAUUUUUCUCGGUGGUUCUUUGGCAAGAUUUAUUCCCAGUAGAAAUCGCUCUUGUAAAUACUCUCUCUCCGGUCUUGAAUAUAAGGUAUUUUGAUUUGUCCUAGGUUUAACCUAGUACACAUUUUUUAUCGACGAAAAAACCUUAAAAAUAUUUCAUAACAAUCAAG